This is a messenger RNA of Suillus bovinus, 2588 nucleotides long. RefSeq names its product P-loop containing nucleoside triphosphate hydrolase protein. The record is from RefSeq and is a predicted model, not a curated record. Gene Ontology annotation, molecular function: ATP binding; nucleic acid binding. Bases 247 to 2418 code for a protein of 723 amino acids. The transcript has 3 exons. Lineage: Eukaryota; Fungi; Basidiomycota; Agaricomycetes; Boletales; Suillaceae.
GUUAACACGAAUCAUAUUUGAAACUGGUGAAAAGUAUUAAUUAUUUCAUCUGAAGUUCUGCGUAAAGGGAGCGGAUUAUUAUAUAUAUCCUGUAGCAUUGAGAAAACCGUCCAGGACUCGUGUUGCGACUUGAAGCUGUUCGAUAUCUGAUUUUAUCCUUGUCACCGCCUCCAUGCGGGUUAGCAUCUAGAGGCUUUGUUGGACGCUCAAAUUGUGCUUUUGAAUUCGGUUUUGCUCGCUUCCGCCAUGCAAGGAGCUAUAUCCACUUUUGGACAGUUGUAUUUUCUUUUCGACGCCGUCUCGCAACUCUCGAUUUUCAGCCACAUGGCGUCGUUGCUGGCCAUACGCCAGCUUCUUGGCCCCGGGAGCUCAGAAAUUACCUCCUCGCAGUUCCACACCUCAUCUAUCGUGCUAUCUCAAUUGCGCAAGAAAUCCAAAAAACCGAAUGGCAAGUCAUCCUCGCCACCACGCACCCGUCUUGCGAAGUCGCUCCAGCCAACAGGCAAGGCAAAGAAGCUCGGAAAACUCGAGAUAGCAACAUCUCGUCCAGAAUUCAAGCGUGAUGUCGUCCCGCAUGAAGGCCUCGCGCCGCAACAACGUGCGAGCCCACCUAGGCGGAUAACCUCGGAACCGAGAUCUAUCCCAAGGCGCAGGACACCAAACGACGAUGCGGACGCUGAUGCUCAGGUCAAGAACUGGGCCAUCAAAGCUCACUCGGAACGAGUAGACAGGCGCAAGGCCGUCGCACGUCAGCCUCCUGUCCCUCAAGUCAAUCCCUUGGAAGAGGAAUUUGAUCUGGCUGCACCGGCUUCCUCCUCGAGUAAAGACCUUCCCACUCGAUUCUCUUCUCCGCCCUUGAUGCCUGGGCUGUUGGAAAGCUUACAAGAGACACUAGGAAAGGAAGCAAAGCCAACUGCUAUUCAAGCGUCGUCGAUGAAACAUUUAUUUAAGGAACACGUGGAGGGCGAGAAGUACAAAGAAUUUCUUCUUGCGAGCGAGACAGGGUCAGGAAAGUCGAUAGCAUACCUCCUCCCAGUAUUGCAGGAUCUCAAACGCACGGAGCACGAACAGUCCAACGCCGUUUCCCACAAUUCAUCUCGCAAACCUUUGAAUCCACGUGCGCUCGUACUUGCGCCUACGCAUGAACUCACUCGCCAACUUGCAGGCUUCGCGAAGAAGUUGUCUCACGUCAUUAAGUUGCGCGUUAUGUGCGCUAGCAAGGCGAACACACCCAGUACGGCCAAGUCUAGUGGAACCGCCUCGAAGAUGAAAGGAAAAUUCGAGGACGCUGGCGCUGCGAGUGACGCCGAGUUCGUCAUCUCAAAAUCUUCCCGUGGGUCAAGACCGGUAGACCUUCUGGUGGGUACACCGAUGAAGCUUCUCGAGAUGGAGCGCGGGAGAGGCUGGAACUGGGAGGAGCGAGCAAGAGAGCGAGCAAUGAGGAUAGGGAAAGCCAAGUCCGAAGAGCACGAAGAUUUAAAGGAAGAAGACGGGGGCAACAAAGAGGCACCACGAGAGUUCUGGGUUGAUGAACCUGAGAUGGGCUUGGAGAGUGUACAGUGGGUGGUUGUAGAUGAGGCAGACGUCCUGUUCGAUCCGGACUUCCAAGAAUCUACUCGCAUGCUUCUAGCUGAUAUUGCUGCAGCGCGUGGUUCGCCUGUUCCAGUAAUCCCUUCCUCGGCUCUAUCCUCGACUCCAGAUUCAGAAGCGACAACCACAACAAUUUCCUACCCGUUUAAUUUGCUUCUUACCAGCGCCACAAUUCCUACAUCUCUCGCUACGUAUCUUUCAAACUAUCACCCAUCCCUCACCCGCCUUGCAUCUCCCCGGCUGCAUCACCUUCCUUCGACCCUUCGCACAGAGCACACGUCUUGGACAGGCGGGAACAAAAACGCAGACAUUGAGCGCCGCAUCCGUCGCGUAUGGGCCGAAGAUGCUCUCGUGCACUCCAAGACCGCGACCAGUCCCGGCCCCAUCAAACUGUCCAAACUCCUCGUCUUCUGCAACAAACGCAGCAAAGUCGAGCAACUGGCCGCAUUCCUCGACAGCCGCGGGAUCAAAUGUGUCGCGCUCACCGGUGGUGCAGAGGCACGCAAACGAGGGUCGAACCACCAUCUCGAUGGGUUCUUGAAGACGGGUGGGCCUGUAGCGACGGGUCCCGGUGUGUGUGAUCCGGCUCAGACGCCUCAUGUGCUUGUUACGACCUCGCUUCUUUCGCGCGGGUUGGAUUUUUCGCCGAUGAUCAAGCAUGUGUUCAUUGUUGAUGAACCGAGGAAUAUGAUUGAUUUUUUGCAUCGUGCUGGUCGUGCUGGGCGUGCGGGAGAGACGGGGAAGGUGGUGGUGUUUGGGAGGGCGAAAGGAAGGGGUAGCGGCCGGACGGAGGAUGUCAAAGAGAAAGUCAGGGCUGUUGCUGGAUAGAUGAUGGUGGUGGGUCGUUCAGUUGGUACAAUUAUUUCGUGUAUUAUCCAUAGUUGUCUGAUAAUCCCUACUCACGGUUUUGCGUACUGUGCAUUUACAUAGAGACAAUCCUUUGCGUUGCUAAAUCAAUCUCUAAUCACAGUCAACCUUCAGGGUGCUGUUAAUUUCAA